AUGACGGACCUAGAAGAAACCGCCCUCCAUACAUCAUCUAUCACCCCCCUCUGCUGGUUUAGGAAAGUCGAGGACACCUUUGUCAUUCUCCAACCUGACCAUGACCCCAAAACCAUCCUCAACCACCUGAAUGCCCAACACCCCAGGAUGCAGUUCACUAUGGAACAAGAAGCUGACAGACAACUACCAUUCCUAGAUCUACAAACGGAACUCAACCACCUCCGCCAUGUCUUCACUAACUUCAACAAGUAUCCUACCAGCCUAGUUGAACAAACAAUCAACAUCAUGCUCAGCCCCAGAGAGCGGCCUCCUCGACAACAGACACCCCCGUUUGUCAUCAGUCUUCCCUACAUAGGAACAGCCAGCCACCAGAUCCGCAGACUGCUCAAACACCACGCCAACAUUGAAACAGUAUUCCAGAGAGGAAGGACAAUCCAGAACAUCCUCAGUGCCAAUGGCAGGCCCUCUACAUAA
Messenger RNA from Haliotis rufescens (red abalone), 474 nucleotides. RefSeq lists its product as uncharacterized. The record is from RefSeq and is a predicted model, not a curated record. The transcript is spliced from 2 exons. Lineage: Eukaryota; Metazoa; Mollusca; Gastropoda; Lepetellida; Haliotidae. Bases 1 to 474 code for a protein of 157 amino acids.